CAACCGUCAUGCCUCAUCGGUACUGAUGCAUCGUCUAUGAUCAAUGUCUAUUAUACUUCAAGUCCGGAAAACAAGACGAAACGAGCGUAACUACAGUUCGAUGUCUAUGCAUCGGUAUAGGGCUGGUAUGCCGAAUGGGAUCAACGGAAUCAAGUAAAGAAAUCAAGGAAGCGGUACUGGUACAAGAUUAGCCUUUUGGUUAUCACAGCGCAAAAUGAUAAACACAAUCGCCAUGCACAGAAUAGAGGUGAUGACAACCGCUAAACAGCAACGUUUCGCCCACUUCACCUCUGUGUCUUGCAUCUUCUGGAUGAUUUGUUCACGUUCUGCAUCUGUUUUUUCUAGAAGCCAUGCUCCGGAUGGCGUUGAUUUCGGCGGACGCAAUGGGGAAAGGAGGAUGGUCGCCCCGGGCGCCCAAAAAGGCGGGAAUACUUUGGUGUUGGAGAUACAUUGCCAGAGUUGAUAGGUUCGGUAUAUCCUGUCAAUGAAUACGCUGGGGACUCCUCAAAUUAACGAGGUAGCUUCUUUUCCUGGAGCGAUCCACAGUAAUGUUCGAAGGCGGCCUCUAGGUUGUUCGUCGGACGGACAAAUGCACCCCCUGUACAGAGCAAUUACACACGGGGUAUCCGCAUGGGUGACGAAUUCAUUGGCGACGAUGUUUACUAGAGAAGUCGUUGAUUUGGGAGAACCUGCUCGAGAAAAACACCGUGCAUGUGACUGAUUAUUUAUGCUCGCAGUCCAGCAGGUCUCACAUCGACAACCACAAGGCCCUAACGACGGAUAGUGAUGCCACCAACCGUUAUUCGAUGGUUUGCGUUUUCAAACGAUGUUACUAUUUCAAUAAUUUGAACCUACUGUGGCGUUCCUCUACGAAAGGCGUUCAUAUGAGAUAAAGGAAUAUUGAAUGCUGAACGGCUGGCAACUACGGCAACUAAGUCAGGGGGCCGCUUUCAACCCCUAAAGAUUUGCCAUUCUCAUUUUCACCACCGACUACCAUGGCGGAACCCAGUAAGCGCAAGCGCAGUCCGGACGACUUACUUGGCCCCUCGAACGUGAAAAAGGCGCUAAUACAUCUGAAGGAAGAGUUAAAUAUGCUGAACUCGAAUUAACCAAUAAACCAAACGUCGACUUUUCAAAUGUCACAGAAAUACACCUCUACAGGGCCGGUGUUAGGGCCAAACCCCUUGAAUUCGAGCCGGAGAAAGUCAACGGAUCGAUUAGAGGGCAGACACCGGCUAUUGAAGCCGAAGUAGCUGAUUUACACUCGCGCAUCAAAAAAAUAUUUGACUGCGUGAAUAUGGACUACGGAACAGGUUCACUUAUGGUAUUAGAUGCAGUCCUUCUCUCAUUGGCAGCCAUUGCCUCUUCUCAACAGAGAGAGAUUGUGAUUUUUCCUGAGAUUAGGUUUGCUGGAUAUGAUAAAGUUCAAGUCUCUCAUCCCGUCACUGGAUACGAACUGUCGUUAAGAGGGAGUGUCGACUAUACCAUUAUUGAGAUCGACAAUGUGGAUAAUAGAAAGGCCCGCUUGCUUCGCCCUGAAGGAUCCCAGGUGCUCUUCCUCAAGCAUAGAAAUGCCCAAGUUCUGUUUCUGCUUGUAAAAGCCAAAUACCGGGACCCAGAACAGACCUUCGCCUCCCAUAUUCCAGAAGCUGUAGGCCAAGCAAUCACACUCAUGAAGUACAUGAAUAUUACAGAGUCUCGUUUCUGUUUAUCCGAUGGGCUGAAUUGGAGGUUUUACAUCUUGAAGUCUGAAGAUGGGAUGCUAACCUGUUAUGGAUCAGCACUGUAUUGUCUCAGUAAAGACAGCUUGCAAGAAUCUGACCAGUCUUUACGUGAAAUCAUGCAGCUUAUUUGUGAAUGGGUCUGGCCGACCACGCCUGAUCUGUUUGUGUUGGCUAAGAGUGCUGGCCGGGUUUAG
Molecule: messenger RNA, 1918 nt
Organism: Marasmius oreades (fairy-ring Marasmius)
Lineage: Eukaryota; Fungi; Basidiomycota; Agaricomycetes; Agaricales; Marasmiaceae
Exons: 7
Coding region: 1298-1918 (206 amino acids)
Source: RefSeq, a predicted model, not a curated record